AUGAACUCGCGCGUCAUCUUUGUCGACCCCGGCCUCACGCGCACGCCGGGCAUGCGCCGCUGGCUCACGCGCGGUACCCUCUGGGGCCUCUUCGUCUACCUCGCCACCUACCUCCUGCCGUGGCUGCUCCUCAAGAGCCCCGAGCAGGGCGCCCAGUCCAUCCUGCACGCUGUCAUGGAAUCGGGCAUGCGUCGGGGCCCCGGUGGCAAGCUGAUCAAGGAGUGUCGGGAGGUCGACUUUGCCCGGAAGGACGUGCAUGACGAGGCGGCGGCCAAGCAGCUCUGGGAAGAGAGCGACAAGCUGAUCGAAAAGGCGGAGAAGGACGCCGCCAUUGUGAGGGCGAGGAACAAGAAGCAGGCGGAGGACAAGGGCAAGAGGGAGGAGGAGGCGGAGAAGGAGAAGGAGAUCGAAGAGCUAGUCAGCAGCAUCAAGAAGGGAAAGGAGGCGCAAAAAGCCAAACAGAAAAAGAGCGGUGUCGACGAAAAGCCCAAGGGCAAGAAGAAGUCCAAAAAAGCGGACAGCUGA
Molecule: messenger RNA, 525 nt
Organism: Verticillium alfalfae VaMs.102
Lineage: Eukaryota; Fungi; Ascomycota; Sordariomycetes; Glomerellales; Plectosphaerellaceae
Product: oxidoreductase
Exons: 1
Coding region: 1-525 (174 amino acids)
Source: RefSeq, a predicted model, not a curated record